AUGCAGGGAUCCUCCCUGCAUUUGUCUCGCUACUGUGGCGUGGACAGUGCGCCCGGAGAGGAGAGCGGAGGAGCUGUUUGCCCAGCCUUUGUGCUCAGCGGGCCUUACUGUUUGCCCUGCAGGGAGUGCCUCAGCUGGAGGGCCCUUUCGUGUCGGAGGGAGCUGGGGCUGGCAGGGUGGGUUUGCUCAGAAGGUGAACAUGAGAGGAGAGCCUCUCGCUCAGGCAUCUCACACUCCCCUGUCACACUGCCACAGCUUUCACUUCCUGCAGUCAAAGGUCACAGGGUCGGCGGCCCUGUUGAGGGUCAGGUGCUGCUGUGGGUGCUGGUCUCCCUGCUGCCCCUAGUGGAAGGAGCUCGAAUGGGAGCCGGCGGCGGUGUGGCCGGUGUGGGAGCGGAGUCGGGCCACACUGUGGGCCUGCUUGGAGGCCAGGAGGGGAGGCAGCUUCCUGUGACGCUGCCAGAGGUGGUGGAAGACGAAGAGCAGGAAGACGAGAGCGACCCUUACUCAACCUGGCAUGCUCUAUACGAUCCAUAUGUAGUAGACGAGGUGGAUGACCAUCCCAGUAGCCGCUGGGUGGGCCGCUCCCCACGCUCCUCCGACCCCUCUGAGCCUCAGCCCAAAGGCUCACCAAAGAAGAAAAAGAAGAGGAAGAAGAAAGAAAAAGAGGGUGAGAGAGAGAGAGGAGGUGGAGGUAAAGGUAAAAACGGCAGGCAGCCAAAACAAAGCAGCAGGGACUGCCGUGUGGAGAAGAGGGAGAUGAGGGUUCGGGACCUGGGGCUGGGCUUUGACUCGGACGAGAUCGUCCUCUUCAAGUUCUGCGUGGGCUCCUGCCAGUCCUCCAGGACCAACUACGACCUGGCGCUGAAGGCCCUGCUGGAGAACGGCUCUCUGCCCCGCCGCACGGCCCGAAAGGUCAGCAGCCACCCCUGCUGCCGGCCCGACCGCUACGAGCCGGUUUCCUUCAUGGACGCCCAGACCACGUGGAGGACCAUCCAGUCACUGUCUGCGGCUAGCUGCAUGUGUAUGGGCUGA
Myripristis murdjan (pinecone soldierfish) is the source of this 1035-nucleotide messenger RNA. RefSeq names its product glial cell line-derived neurotrophic factor-like. Bases 1 to 1035 code for a protein of 344 amino acids. The record is from RefSeq and is a predicted model, not a curated record. Lineage: Eukaryota; Metazoa; Chordata; Actinopteri; Holocentriformes; Holocentridae. The transcript has 4 exons. Gene Ontology annotation, molecular function: receptor tyrosine kinase binding; growth factor activity; glial cell-derived neurotrophic factor receptor binding.